UGGAGCUGAUCCAUAUUGUGCUUACAAAACAUUCAUCUUAAUCUCGAACUACCGAAGCCAAUAAAUAUAUAUAAAAUAAAAUUGAACUGUCCAUUUUGUAAAACUUAUAAGAUGGCUAUUACUGUUGAUUUGUGUGUUGAUAAAAAGCUUCUUAAUCAUGAUUUUGAAAAGUAUCAAUUUUGUUCAGAAAAAGUACCGAUAAAAUACGAGAAAAAAUUGGAAGCCGAAAUUUUACAAUUGGAGCCAAAUGCAAAUCAGGCUUCCUUAUUAGAAGCAAGGCUAUUUGCCUUUCACAAUAAUUUAUUUAAAAAUCCAUUUGAUUCUACUUGUUGGUUCAUAGACAAUAAUGGUUCGAUUUGGAGAUAUGAUGCUUCUGAUGGAUCAUUGGAUAAAAUUUAUACAAGCAAAAAGAUUCAUUCUAAUGCAUUAGUUUACAAUUCAUCUAUUAGCUUUGCAUCAAAAAAUAUUGCAGUGAUUAAUGAUGGAAAUGGAGCCCUUACUUUUCUGAAACUAGAAAAUGAUAAAAGUGUCAAUAUUUUAUUAAUUGAUGAAAUUGAUGAAACUGUAAUAUUAGAUGCUAGAUUGAUAGAACUAACUUCAAAAAUAAUUGUUGCUCUGUACAAAGUAGAGAAGAAUCAAGGAAAAACAUUUUCAAGACUUAUAUUUUUGUUUUAUAAUUAUAAAACUAACUUUGAAGAUAAAAGUAUAACACUCAAAUUAGUUCAAAAGCAAACAGCUAAAGUAUCAAAAGUUGUUGAGAAUUUAUACAUUGAAAAAACCGGAACAUUUUUCUAUAUAACAAGUCAAAAUGAAAUUAAAUUUGACUUUGAUUCUGUUAAUCCAAUAAAAAAUAACGACAACACAACAAUUGAUAAUAGAGAAAUAAAAAUUCCUCGGUAUUGUUGGUCUCAAGACAAAGAUUCAAUAACAGUUUAUAUCAAAAUUCCAAAAAAAUAUGACAACGUUAAAGCAAAAGUAGAAACCACACAUACAAGUAUUUCAAUUUUAGUUGGAGAUCUGACUUUGUUGGAUGGACAAACAACUCACAGAUUAGAAUCAGACUUGACAAUAUGGAAACAGAAUGAUGAUACUUUGGAAGUUGAGUUAUCAAAAUACGAAAGUGGUUUAAUGUGGAAUGAAUUGAUAGUAGGAAAUGAUGAGGGUGAAUAUUUACCAAAUCAAGAGUUAGCAGCUGAAAUUCAUGCAAGACUAUCGCAUUUAUGUUCAGAUCAACUGGUAACAAAUAUCCAAGGUCAACCAACUAUUGGUUUUAAUUCAGAACAACUUGAAGACUGCGAUGUGAGUGGAGUGCAAAAUUUGCUUCAGAGAUGCAAUUUCAAUACUCAUAGUAUUACCCAUAUAAUUAUGCUUGAUGUUGGUAAUCAUAUAAUAUACAGUGAAAAACAGGUUUCCACACAAGCUGUUUGCAUAAGAUAUAAUCAUGACGGUUGUCUGUGGAUAAUUGAAGAGUCUAAGGAUGGUGAUUGGGAUGUAAAACAUGUUAACACGUUUCCUGCUUUUGGAUACGUUGAGGCCAGCAAAACAAAUAAAAAAUUUUGUAUUUCCUCACCAGAUGGAUCCUUUAUAGCUAUAAUUGAGCAUACAAGAAAUGUAUUUUUGUAUGAGAGGCCAGAAAGAGGUGCGAAAAUUGCUAAGCAAAUAAUAGUAGAGAUUGGAAAUGACGAAUCAUCGAUCAUAGGAGCUGCUUUUGUGGAUAAAUGUUUAAUUAUUUUAACAAAAAAUACUUUGUAUCAACUUCAAGUUUAUUCUUAAUACCUUUCGUAAUUACAACUAUUUCUAUAAAGGAAUGCAUAAAUAUAGCUAGAUAUACAUACAGUUUUAUGCA
Messenger RNA from Phymastichus coffea, 1846 nucleotides. RefSeq names its product nudC domain-containing protein 1. The record is from RefSeq and is a predicted model, not a curated record. Bases 112 to 1773 code for a protein of 553 amino acids. Lineage: Eukaryota; Metazoa; Arthropoda; Insecta; Hymenoptera; Eulophidae. The transcript has 4 exons.